This is a messenger RNA of Rotaria sp. Silwood2, 2946 nucleotides long. Lineage: Eukaryota; Metazoa; Rotifera; Eurotatoria; Philodinida; Philodinidae. The record is from the annotation of a GenBank genome assembly.
AUGUCUUUACCAGGAAAAAAAACUCGAGAUUUAUCACAAUUACCAACACUGUGUUAUGAAAUAAAAUUAAAUUUACCAAUAAAUGUCGAUACUAAUCCACAAGAAAUAUCGUUCUUAGAUUUAAUUGCAAAUGAUCAAAAAUUUAAAAAUGAUAAGGAAAGUUUAGAAUUAGUACUUAGCUCAUAUGUUAAAGCAUGUGGAAAACAAAGUGUUAAAGAAAUUCUUUCUGAACGUGAUACUAUUGUUGAGGAUAAUGCAUCAUUAUCUAAUAUAAUUCGUGCAUUAAUGGAUUAUAAUGAUCAACAAAAUGCUAAUUUAGGUGUUGGUUAUAAUGAUCCAGAUAAUGAUGAUUCAUUUAUUGAUGAUUCGACAGCUGCACAAGAUAUAAUACCAAGAAAUAUGACAAAUGAACGAGAUGGAUUUUAUGUUAAUGAAAAACAUCAACCAAUUACAGCUCGAUAUUUAAGUGAUUCAAGUGAAUCGAGUAGUGAAGAUGAAGAUGUAGGAGAAGAUGAUAGUGACGAUGAUGAUGAAUCAAGUGAAAGUGAGAAAGAAGACAAAGAAAAAAAGAUAAUUAAUAAUAACCAAGAAGAUUUAAAUGAAAAAAAUGCAAAAAAGGUUAAAAUAGAUGAUAAUACAAUUCCAAAAUUACCAACUAUCAAACGAAAACGAAGUAUAUCUGAAAUCGAAACACCUUUAUUAACAACCAAUUUUGAUGAUCAAAUGAAUAAUAGUAAACCAGUCGAAGAAACUGUUAAAAAAGUUAAAAAAUUAAGUGAAACUACUAAUGAACAAUCUACACAAAGCUCAAUAACAUAUGUUUUACCAAAUGAAAUGGACAAUGAUAUUAAGUCAUCUAUCGAAAAACUAACAAAAUUAAUUUUAUCUGAUCAAACAAAUACUAAUGCUCAAAAGAAGGUUGAACGUCUUUUUGAUCCAACUGUUUGUCGUGAAUUACUUGAUUUGGUAAAGAAACUUCAUCGCCACACGAAUGCUAAUCGACAAUUAGUAUUUGAUAUUUUAAGUACAAAAACUGGUAUAUGUGCUGCAAUACUAAUAACACGAGGUCGAUUAUUAUUAUUAAACGAUUAUGAACCAUUAAUGACACCAAUGCCAUUAAACGAACUUAAAGAAAAACUAAAAAUUGAAGUUAAUCGUUCAUUGGAAUCCCACAUACAAGCACAUAAUCAAGCAAUAAAAGAAUGGCAAAAGAAAAUGGUUGAAAAUCCAUCAAAAGACAAAAAUCGAGGACCAAGAAAAAACUUUCGUUUAUAUAAAACAAUAAAUGAAUUAAUUAUUCGUUGUAUUGAUUGUAAACUUGAAACAAUGACAAUUUUUGAUUCGGAUUCAUUAGAAUUAUUUCUUCAUGAUCAUAUUGUAUCAUUAUGGGAGAAGCCUGGAUGGAUGACAGCAAAAAAAAUCAUUAGUGAAGUUAUUAGAAUUGAAUAUCGACCAUUACGAGAUAUGAAUGUACCUUUGAAUCAAUCAUCUCAACCAUUUCGAGUAACACCAAUACCUUCAACAACUGAACGAAUAAAAAAAGAUACUCCAACGAUUCCACAACCACCACCGACGUUACCACCACCAUCCCCACUGCCACCGGCACCACCAUCAAAAAUAGCAAAUACUAAUCCAUCACCAACGAUCAAUGCAACAAAAGUUUCUCAACAGCAAAAUUUAAAAACAACUGAUAUCAAACCUUCAAUUCAUCCAACAACGAAUCAAGUUCAUGGAAAAUCAUUAGAAAUGGCUACGCGUGUUACAACUAAUCCUAUUAAGCAACAUACACCGCAUUCAACAUCGAUUGAAUCAACAACUAUUCAAUUAUCUGAACAGUCGUUAAUCAAAUCUAAUAAAUCUGAUAUUGUUCGUCCAAUAGCAAAACCAGCUAUUAUUUCUCCAUUACUACAAUCGGAUUCAACAACUAAACGUAAUUCAACCUCAAGUUCUUCAACUAUUAUUGAUCUGACUAUGGAUUUAUUUCCUCAGCCUAAAAAACAUUCAAAUGAAUCAUCAAAUUCAACGUCAAGAAUAAAUACUCAUUCUUCUUCGAAUAAAGAUUUAUCAUCAUCACAACGACCAACUUCUUCAACCACAUCAUCAAUGAAUAUAUCUAAACAACAACAACAGCAACAACAACAACUACAACAACAACAGCAACAACAACAACUACAACAACAACAGCAACAACAACAACUACAACAACAACAGCAACAACAACAACUACAACAACAACAGCAAUUUGCUACAAAGCUUCCAUCUGAAAAAUCUCCAGCUGGAUCUUUUCUUAAAGAAGCACUUCUGACUGGUUCAUCAUCACCAAAACUUUCUGCAUCACCAUUAACUGUUGAUAAUAUGCUUAAUAAAUCACUUAAUAGUCCAAAAACGAACACAAAUACGUCAACUAUGAAACCGCUCCCACCACCAACAACAUUACAAAGUUCAACAAAUCAUACACAACGUUCUUCAAGUUCAAGCAAAAGUACUACAAGUCGUUCUUCAACUGAUUAUACUCAUCAUCGAACUGAUCAACAUAUUCAACAAUCAAAAGCUCCAUCCUCUUCAAGUCGAUCACAGUCAAAUACAGCAUCACCUUCUAUUUCACCAUCAUCGCGACGUGAUAUAUUAAUUGUAUUGACUGAUACAAAAGAUCAAGAUGUUCCAUUGACUAUUGAUGAUAAUGAAGAUGGAACAUUUACUAUAGCUUAUACACCAAAAUUACCUGGUGUACAUUGUAUAAGUGUUCUAUUUGGCAAUAAUGAAAUACCUAUAUCACUAAUUAAAGUUAAUAUUGAACCAAGUGUUGAUGUAAAUAAAAUACGUGUUGAAGGUCUUGAAACAAUGCCUAUUGUUGGACAGCCUGCUCAGGUUACAUUAAAUACAUUGUUAGCUGAUCCAUUAUCAGCUAAUGCAAUUCAUGCUCGGGGUGGGUGUGGAUGUGGAUAA